Molecule: messenger RNA, 2809 nt
Organism: Mytilus trossulus (common blue mussel)
Lineage: Eukaryota; Metazoa; Mollusca; Bivalvia; Mytilida; Mytilidae
Product: E3 ubiquitin-protein ligase TRIM31-like
Exons: 2
Coding region: 92-2107 (671 amino acids)
Molecular function (GO): zinc ion binding
Source: RefSeq, a predicted model, not a curated record
CUAUUCGAUCAAUACACAGAAGUUGUUUUUAAAUUGAAAAUUAAAAUGGAAGCCAAUUCCUGAUGAUCAGCUGAUUCCAAAGACAAUCAUAAUGGCGGACCCGGUAAUACAAACAGCAGAACAACAAAUCACAUGCACAAUUUGCUUCGACAUUUUUCACGAACCGAAAUCUUUGCCAUGCCUACACACGUUUUGCAAGAAAUGUAUCGGUGAUCAUAUUCUUCACCACUCUGAGUUUGCGCGGAGGAUGGGAUAUCAUUGUCCAGUUUGCAGAGGAUUUGUACUCGCUCCAACAGGGAAGGAAUUUUCUCCACAUCUAUGGGUUGAAAGUUUACCAAAUAAUCACAACAUUGUAUCAAUGAUUUCUGCAUAUACUACACCGAGGCCUUAUUACCUAAACCCAUGCGCCGUCCAUCCGAACAAAGAACUUGAAUUUUACUGCGUUGAUCAUGAACUUUACAUAUGCUCGUUAUGCUCGUUGCAGCACCGGAAAUGUGACGAAGUUCUAUCACGUGAAGAAGCGGAAGAUCUUCCACGCAAAGUAACUCCUUCAACAGAUAGCACCGAGGAGCGUUAUAUAUCCUUCUUAUUUGAUCAGUGCAACGACAUAGAACAUCUAAUGGACAGUAGAAAGGGAAUUUUAAGCCGAAUUGACCAAUCGGAGGAGGAAAUUAAGAGUCGAAUAACUACAACAAGUCGCAAGGCAACCGAUCUCAUAAAAUCACAAGAAGAAAAAGUUAUCAGCCAGCUUUCGAAACUUAAAUCAAAGGAGGUGCACAAAAUUGAAUCUGAUAUUCGCAAAUGCCAAAAAGCCAAUGAAAAAUGUAAAAGAUCACUUCAAAGUCUGCAGGAAGCGAGAGAUAAAGAAGACGCGGAAGAUAUGACAAAUACUUUGGAAAACGUGAAAAAAGAAUACGAAGCUAACAGCAGAAAAAUCCGAGAACUCUCCAGGAAAUCGUUUAGAAGCACGAUUGACUUCCAAAUGAAUUCGUCAAUCGAAAAUUUCAUUACUGAUUUCCAGUCCUUUGGGAGUGUUGACUUUAUCCGAGACGAUGGCAUACCACAAACACCAUGUUCUACGUCAUCAGGCUCUGCUUCUCUGCCAACACCAAGCCAACGUUGUCCAAGACCGUCCAAGUCGGCAACAAGCAGACGACGAGAUUUUUCACCAAAUUCAUCUUGUCCAUCUUUUGGCGUUGGAGGCGAUCGGGAUGACCGCCCCCGUACGGUGCAAUCCCAACGCAUUCGGUCUGCCUCGUCCGUUGAUUAUGCUGAGGCACGUGGGAAUAGCGGUUUUUAUAUAAAUGAGGGGGCACACAUUGAGGUAUCGCAACACAGUAAACAGCCAUCUUGGAUUACUGGAAUAGCCAUAUUAGAUAACGGCAAUGUGGUAGUGGUUGAUCAUGCCAACGAAACAGUUUCACUUUAUGAUACCACUUAUGUCAAAGUUUCAGAAAUUGUUGUGACACCGGCACCUUACGACACGACGACUAUCUCAAAUACCGAGUUACUUGUCACACGGCCGGAUAUCGACACUCUUCUAGCCAUAAACGUGUAUGGACAAGGAGAAUUAAAAUACGGAGCCUCGUUCCAAACAGGUCUAAAAGCCAAAUCAAUCAGCCAUGACAAUAGUCAUCUAGCCGUUUGCAGCAGCACAAAACUCCAAAUUUACGUCAAACACAAUGGACGAUGGCGAAAGCACGAUGAACAUUCAUUUGAUCGCACUAAAUUCACAUAUGUUGCAAUCGACGGCGUAAAGGAGCGAAUAUUCAUUACCGACCAAAAAUAUCCGGAACCGGAACUUCUCUGUCUAACUUACGAUGGAGACAUCCGUUGGCGGUUUAUGCAUCCGGAUCUAGGAUUUCCAUCCGGAGUCGCAUUAUGUAGUGGUCAUAUUUAUGUUGCAUCAUGGGAUAGGGCAACUGUACUCCGAGUAGCAUAUAACGGUUCCUAUGAAGGGACUGGAAUACAACGAGGUAUCCAGUUUCCAUGGAAACUUUCAGUUACAGCGAGACACAACAAACUUUUACUAUCACAACAUAAAAACACGCUAGCCACGGAUGCGAGACGAAUCAUUCGAUUUUUCUCCCUAGAUGCAGAAAUGUAAAUUUUAAAGUGCUUUAAUUAUGAAACUUAAGUUUAUCCAUUUUAAUGGUGUUUUUUUUCUCUUUUUGAAUUUUAAGAGGUUAAAGACUGCCAGUCGGAAUGUGUAAAUAUUGACCAUUUUCUUUUUUUGUUUGCAUGUUGGAGCUUCACGUAGAAAAUAAGUGCAUAGCACAACAUUUUUUCACGGCUGGAUAUAAAAAAACUUUUUUAAUUUAUCAUCUUAUAUAUAAUGAUGAAAGGAUUCAAUACCACUUACUCCUUGACCUGAAAGCAUAAUUUCAAAUCAAAUCCUUAUUUUCUUUUAGCUUUUAAAUUAAAAGAUUUAUCUUUUUUGUUGGUGACGUUGACAUUCAUAUGAAAUCUGUGGUAAAUGAUCAUUUUUUUAUGGAUAUUAUUGUUUUUGUAUAGACUUUGAAGCCGUGAACAUUUGAUUAGAUUUUCAAAAAUUCUUUUAUAGCAGCCUUUUGAGUACAUUUAUUUAGAUUUUUAAAAAUACUUUUAUUGCAGUUUUCGAAGCACAUUUAUCUAGAAUUUCUAAAAUUCUUUUCGUGUAGAAUAGCCAAAUUAUAUUUUUUUUAAAGACGACAGAAUAUUUUCCUGAUAAUUUAUAUUUUUCAUGUUUACAACCGUGUUACCAUGGUUACGUCUAGUAAAAUUGUAAAGAGUCUGUGAUAUUUGAUUUCAUAAAAGAUAAUGAACAUUU